Messenger RNA from Pseudocercospora fijiensis CIRAD86, 1065 nucleotides. RefSeq lists its product as uncharacterized. The record is from RefSeq and is a predicted model, not a curated record. The coding region runs from base 124 to 1032 and encodes 302 amino acids. Gene Ontology annotation, molecular function: nucleotidase activity. NCBI's taxonomy places the organism in Eukaryota, Fungi, Ascomycota, Dothideomycetes, Mycosphaerellales, Mycosphaerellaceae. The transcript has 3 exons.
CAACCUCCAAAUCCAAGGACAUGAAGAAAAAUAUAUCAAAAACCGUGCACCCGACAAAACCAUCCUAAUCUUCCCCUACAAAUCAACCCCCCCAUUCCCUUGCCCAUCUCCAAACCAACAACCAUGCGUCCCCUCACCCUCCUCCCAUUAUUCCUACCCUCCACAUCCUUCGCAAUCAACAUCCUCCAAUCCAACGACGACGGCUGGGCCGAAAUCAACAUCCGGGAACUCUACAACUCCCUCACAACCUGCGGCGCCAACUUCUCCUCAAUAAUCUCCGCGCCCGCAGAAAACGAAUCCGGGACAGGUUCUGCCGACACGCCACCGACACAAGUCGGAGACAAAGGUUGUGAAUUUCAGUCAUGUCCUCCGAACUCCCCGCCCACAGGAAAAAAUGAGAGUGAGCCGAGAUGGAAUUACGUAAACUCCUACCCCGUCCCCUCAAUCCGCCACGGAAUCCAAACCCUCUCUCCAAAAUUCUUUGGCGGCCCACCCGAUCUCGCCGUCACAGGUUUCAACGUCGGCACGAAUUUGGGAAUCGUGACGGCGAUUUCCGGAACUGUGGGGGCCGCAGUCGAAGCGGCGAAAUUCGGGAUUCCGGCUAUAGCUUUCUCGGGAUCGACGGGGUCGCAGACCGCUUGGAAUUCCCCGGUGGAAGAGUAUGUGAAGAUUUAUGCGGAAUUGAGUACGAAUGUUACGAAGACGUUGACGGAGAGGGAGAGGCCUUGGAUGGCGAGGGAUACGUGGUUGAAUGUGAAUUUUCCGGCUGUUAGUGAGACGUGUAAAUCUGCUUCGGAUUUCAAGUUCGUGUUGAGCAGGAUUUAUCCUAAGGUUCCGAUUGUGGGAGCACCGGAUGUGGAGACUUGUGGGAGUGAUGAGCUGCCUACGGAGAGGACGGUCGUGGGGACUAAGGGCUGUUAUGCGAGUAUUAGUGUGGGAGAUUUGAGCAAGACUGAUGCUAGCGCUGAAGAUCAGGCUGUUGUAUUGGAGAAGCUGAAGCCUAUCCUGUCUUGUCUGCCGAGUGAGAUUUAGAUCGGAAGUAGUUGAAUUAAAUGCUGUAUUGCG